UUGAUUUUCACUUUUAAUAAUGACGCGAACGUAGAAGUAGAGUUUAAAGCCUCUUCUUCCCAGAUUCAGAUUGCCAUGUUUCCGGUUAUCAUUCUCAGAUUUAUGGCUGCAGAUCUUCUGAUUAUUUGUUCUACAGUCAGAUCAUAAACAAACUGUUUAUGAACAUUUUCUGUAGCAGAGUUUGUGUUUGCUAUGACUCUUAUGCACGUUACAUGUUACCAAACAUGACAUUGUAUUUUGAGUUGAAGAAUACAUGGAGGAGACAACGGACGAUACGAGGCUGGCGGAAGGACCAGUUCAUAAUGCCCAAUGGUGGCAGUCAGGUCUUAUUGAUAAAUUGCGGAAAAUUUCCCUGGCUUCUCCAGAUGAAACCUCAAGUUCCAAAUCAAAAGGUCAGCUUGACUGUGGGAGUCCAGCAUUUCAUUUAGCAUCACAGACUUUGUGGGACACUGGAAAACUAGCAGAACCAAUCCCAGAUGGUUUCUACUUUGUCUAUCCAGAAAGAAGAUUCACGGAGCUUUUUUAUUCCAUUCCCUCUAUAGAUGAGCUCCAGGCCUUGGAUGCUGAUGGCCUCAGGCCCAAUGUUAUUCUUGUUGAUGCACGUAAAGAUAAGAAACUUUCUAUGUUAAAGCAGCUAGCCAUCAAAUUGGUGAGGGGACUCAAUCCAAAUCCUGCCGCCACAAUCAAGAAGCUAGCUGGAUUGGUCUGUGAUUUCUUCAAAAGACCCAAAUUGGAACCCGGUCAUGUGAGAGGCGCACUUGAAGAAGUCUCUCAUGCAUUAGACAAUCAAGGUAUCCAUAUGCUCGGCCAUGUAAAGUAUGGUUCUUGCCAUUCCAAAGCUAUCUUGUUCAAAGUUCUUGCUGACACUGUUGGCCUUGAAUGUAUGCUUAUGAUGGGUUUACAUAGAGAAGGUGUAAUACAGCGAUCAGAUGCGUAUAGGGACAUGUCUGCCAUAGUUGUUUUAAAUUCUGUUGAGUUUUUGGUCGAUCUUGCACGUAACCCUGGGAAGUUGGUGCCGUGCUCAGCAAAGGCAGUCCUUCUCUCUCAUCUCUCUGCUGGUGAAAGUGAUUCUGCCGAGUAUGAUUCAUAUGAUUCACCUAUUGAACCAAAUAGCCCAGUGCGUGGAUUUUCAGAUCAAACAGAAGUGGAAGGAUUAUCUCACAGUGAUCCAAAUGUAGCAAAUUCAUUUUGGCAGAGUCGAAAGAAAGCCAUAGCGGAACAAAGGACCACAAGUUCAAGUCCCGAGCAUCCUCUCUUCCGUGGACAUGGGCGAUCUUUGCUUGGAGAUCGCAGACAUUCAUUCCGAGUGUAUGACAAUGAUAUCAAUGCAUCAAGGUCUGUUGGUGCAUCUCCAAUAGAAUCUCGCAGAAGAAGACGGCGAUGUAUUAGCAUGGUUCCUGAGAUUGGUGAUGAUAUAGUGAGGGCUGUUCGAGAAAUGAGUGAAACUCUCAAGAGAAAUCGUCAUCCAGAGGAACAAGUAUCUUCUUCUUAUAGCUGUUCCGCGAGUGAACAAGAAGACUGCUCAGAACCUCGAGGAAGUGUGUCAAGGUUCAAUCCGGACGCACAUGAUGGGUUAUAUGGUCAAAAGCCUUUGGCAUGUAAACUUCCCCUGAAUCUGAAACAAUUACACUCUCACAAGGCAGUCUCUAUGCCUUCUUCUCCUCAGAGGUUUUCCAGGAAAGCUUCUCUUAUGAGUGACACACCAGAAAAUUUUGCGAAUCCUGAUAUGAUGUCAACAUUCAGUAAAGUGCUUGAAUCGUCAAAGUUCCUGAACCAGCCACUGCUACCCUUUGAAGAAUGGAAUAUUGAUUUUUCUGAGAUAACUAUCGGAGCUCGUGUAGGAAUUGGAUUCUUUGGUGAAGUUUUUCGUGGCACGUGGAAUGGGUUAGAGGUUGCUAUUAAAGUAUUUCUUGAGCAAGAUCCGACUGCUGAGAAUAUUGAAGACUUCUGCAAUGAGAUAUCUAUCUUGAGCCGGAUUCGCCACCCAAAUGUUAUAUUAUUCCUUGGUGCGUGCACAACACCUCCGCGCCUGUCCCUAGUUACUGAAUUUAUGGAAAUGAGUUCACUGUAUUACUUAAUCCAUGCAAGUGCGCUGAAAAAGAAGCUGAGCUGGCAAAGGAGACUCAAAAUGCUUGUUGAUAUAUGCAGGGGAUUAACAAGCAUACAUCGAAUGAACGUGGUACACCGUGAUCUGAAAAGUGCAAAUUGCCUUGUGAACAAGCAUUGGGUGGUGAAGAUAUGUGAUUUUGGACUUUCGCGGAAACUGAUCACCAGGCCCAUGAAAGACUCUUCUUCAGCUGGAACGCCAGAGUGGAUGGCACCAGAACUAAUUCGCAAUGAGCCCUUCACAGAAAAGUGCGACAUCUUCAGCCUGGGUGUCAUAAUGUGGGAGCUCUGCACACUCAAAAGGCCAUGGGAAGGCAUACCAUCUGUACAGGUAGUUUAUGCUGUUGGCCACGACAGGCAGACACUUGAAAUCCCAGAAGGUCCUCUAGGCAAGCUGAUAGCAGAUUGCUGGGCUGAACCAGAUGAACGACCAAGCUGUCAGGAGAUACUGUCGCGCCUGCAAGAAUGCGAGCUCUUAUUGUGCUAAU
Messenger RNA from Salvia hispanica, 2594 nucleotides. Its product is annotated as putative serine/threonine-protein kinase SIS8. The record is from RefSeq and is a predicted model, not a curated record. Gene Ontology annotation, cellular component: cytoplasm. Gene Ontology annotation, molecular function: ATP binding; protein kinase activity. Lineage: Eukaryota; Viridiplantae; Streptophyta; Magnoliopsida; Lamiales; Lamiaceae. Gene Ontology annotation, biological process: protein phosphorylation; signal transduction.